This is a messenger RNA of Prosopis cineraria, 1003 nucleotides long. Its product is annotated as ubiquitin-conjugating enzyme E2-23 kDa. Gene Ontology annotation, biological process: protein polyubiquitination; ubiquitin-dependent protein catabolic process. NCBI's taxonomy places the organism in Eukaryota, Viridiplantae, Streptophyta, Magnoliopsida, Fabales, Fabaceae. The transcript is spliced from 6 exons. Bases 258 to 812 code for a protein of 184 amino acids. Gene Ontology annotation, molecular function: ubiquitin conjugating enzyme activity. Gene Ontology annotation, cellular component: nucleus. The record is from RefSeq and is a predicted model, not a curated record.
AGGCACCACUGGGAAGGACUGACGGAGGAAUCUUGGAAGUACAAGGCAUUGUAAACAGUAGUAAUAAAAUAAUGUGAUUGGACCUAAUCGGAAAUCUAUAAUCAUCCAUUAUCGUUGUCUCCUCCUGGUUUUGCUGAUUGUCGUCUCAAUCAAUUUUGCUUCUUCCUGUUUCAAAAGCCAGGUCUCCUCUUUCUCAUCCAUCGCUUUUCUUCAUCUUCCCAUCCUCUGAGCAAGCAAAAAGUAGGCGCAGAACAAAGAUGUCUUCCUCAAGCAAGCGGCGAGAGAUGGACUUGAUGAAACUGAUGAUGAGUGAUUACAAGGUGGAGAUGAUCAAUGAUGGAAUGCAAGAGUUUUAUGUGCAUUUCCAUGGACCUAAUGACAGUCCUUAUCAUGGAGGUGUUUGGAAAGUAAGAGUUGAACUGCCUGAUGCUUAUCCCUAUAAAUCACCCUCCAUAGGCUUUGUCAAUAAGAUCUAUCACCCAAAUGUUGAUGAGAUGUCAGGUUCAGUUUGUCUGGAUGUUAUCAAUCAAACCUGGAGCCCCAUGUUUGAUCUUGUUAAUGUAUUUGAGGUGUUUCUUCCACAACUUCUUUUGUAUCCCAACCCAUCCGACCCUUUGAAUGGAGAAGCUGCAGCUUUAAUGAUGCGUGACCGAGCUGCUUAUGAUCAAAGGGUUAAAGAAUACUGCCAGAAGUUUGCGAAGCCUGAAGACAUCGGAGCUGCUGCAGAAGAGAAAUCCAGCAGCGAUGAGGAGCUGACUGAGGAUGAAUUUGACUCCAGUGAUGAACAGGUGGCUGGUAAAGCUGACCCUUAGCCACAUAAGCCUACUUUAUCAUUCAAUCUGCCUGUAUUUUAUCUGUACAUUAUGGUAUACUGCUAAAUAUCUUAUCUCAUGUAACGAACUUGAUUGUUGACAAGGGGGAACAAAUUCCCUUCCCUCUUAGUUUCCUGUCGCUGUAAAUAAUGUCACAUUGAUUUCCUGAUGCAAUAUUUUUCUUCUCAAAA